Molecule: messenger RNA, 4321 nt
Organism: Oryzias latipes (Japanese medaka)
Lineage: Eukaryota; Metazoa; Chordata; Actinopteri; Beloniformes; Adrianichthyidae
Product: protein FAM83G-like
Biological process (GO): signal transduction
Molecular function (GO): protein kinase binding
Source: RefSeq, a predicted model, not a curated record
UACAUAGUGCACUAUGUAGUAAGUAGUGAAGGAAUUCGGACAUAGCCAAGGAUUUCCAGUUCUGGACGUUGAUAUCUGCCACCAGGUUCUUUUGAAACUGAGCACAUUCUGAACAGGAGGCAGGGCCCUGAGGAGAUUGAAUGACAAGAGUUAUUCAAUCAGGAAGCAGAACACAACACGGUAAAGAACAAUAAACUUUUUUCAGUAAUUUAAUGGCAUUUUUUUGUAACCUUCUUUGUUCAGUUUUACCUGGAUGUCUUCCCGGCUGGACAGAAAUCUCAUCACUGUGAUUACAGGCCAGGCAGUGGAAGGCUUUGACAAACUCUUUUGCUCUCUUUACGUGAACUCCAGUUUCGUUGAGCUCAGACAAGUUGCCACAGAGCCGGAGCCCGAACAAGACUUCCGAUCCCACCUCGCCCCUGUGGUACCCCCUUCUGCCGCUGUUCUUAGAAAGCUGCACAACCCCAAAUAUGCCCUGGUUGCUUUGACGAACCCCGGCGUCACAGUGUCCACUGGCGACGAUAAUCCCAAAGAAACUGAGAUCUCAAAAAACAAGAAGAAGAGGCGAAAGGAGGAGGCUAGGGCAGAUCCUCCUGCACUUCACCCCGGACUAAUUAAUUUAGAGAAGGCCAGUUUAAUAGCAUACUUGCCCACCUGGCCAGAACCCGACCCACCAAGAGAUGUAAUAGGAUUUAUUAACAUUCGGGAUGUGAACAAACCUCUACAAGUCCAUUUGCAGCGUUCAGAGAUGUUUGGAACCAGUCAAGCAAUUAGGUUUAGUAGUCCAUUCAGCACACCUGAGGAAAACGUAGCAGAAAUCACGAUUGCCAGACAGUUCAGCAGUAAACAAGAAAAGAUAAGUAAAGAAGAAGAACAAGCCCACAAACCUAAUGAGCUGGUGGUGGACAAGGCCCAGGCAGAACUGCACAGUGAUCCAAAUGGACUUAAAAGUAGAGCAAAUGUGUUAGAGCACGACAAAGAUGAAAGUAAGACUUCCAAAAGGGAAAAUAAAGUAAUUUCAAAUGCAAACUCUGGUCCUAAAAAAACAUAUCUUAGUGUUCUCACAAUCCCACAAUCAAACAGAGGAUCAACAACGCUAAACAAGCAGAGACCUUUACACAAAGCAGAUCUUAUUUUGACAAAUGAACCCAAUUCUGCCUCAAUUUCAGAUGCAGACAUAAAGAAAGAAGAGAAAACUUUACCAAACCUAACUGCACAAAGUGCUGUUAUGUGCACAGCACCCACUGUGGGGUCACACAGUGGGCAAUGGUCUCAACUGCCUGACUCAAACACAGCAAAGGACACAUUGGAAAGUGCUUUGCAGUCACAAGUACAGGCUGUUAACAUGCAGCUUGAAGUCUCAUCUGAAAUAACUCCUAACCCUCAGACUACAAAUGUCGGAUAUCCCAUUUUCACAUCCUCUGCUUCUAACAUUCAGUCCAAGACCCCCACAUGUGUUUCCAAAAAUAACUCAGUAGCCAUUACAAGUCUGCACUCAAGCCCAGCUUCUAGUCUUCACACUAAUGUUUCUCCAACCACCUCCACCACCUCGCUCUCUAAAAUCCCUCCAAGUUCUACAUUUUCGUCUUCUGCACCUUCAUUUUUAGCUUUAAGUCCUUCCAUCCCAAAACGUCACACUGUUGAUUUGGUCAUGAAAGACAGCAUCAACAGAAAUGACCAGACAGAGAUCUGUCUCAGAAGGCCUGAGACUAGUUUAGAGCCACAAACCCUUCAGUCUGCUGUAGAAACAAGGCAGCAAACAUCUCUGUUGAAGAAAACAGAAACUGUCCUGGUAAUGCUGGAUAACAUUUCAAACACAUCAGCUGACGCAACAAGCCCAAAUAACCCCCCAAAAGACCAGUUCUUAGUGAAAGAACAACAAAUCCCUCAAAGUGAACUUCAAACAAAAUCAGAUUGUUUGGUUACUGGUACUGAAAGGAUGGUUGGUAGUCAAGAAUCUAUUCCAAUAGUCUCUAAAACAAGGACAGGGACAAAGACUUUAGCUGUCACAAAUACAGAUGCCAGCACAUCAGAAGUAAACCUGAAAAACGGCAAAUCUACAGAAGGUGUGACAGAGUGUCAUCCUUUAGCAAAAUCCCACAAACUUCAUAGGGUAUCAUGCAGUGUUUGGACUUCAAAGGACAACUGUGCGUCACAAGAUGUUGACAUCCUAAAAGCAGGAAUGAAUUCCCACAACACAACUACGACUAAAAAUAGAAUGCAAAAAUCUGCGGCAGACAUGGUGGAAGAGCAAGAGGAAGGGGCAUGUUCAACAUCUGCGCAAUCUACUGACCGUGGAAAAGAUGCAAAAGCUAACACACUCUACAUGUUUCAAACACAGGAAAACACACAUUAUCUUAGAAAAUCCCUCCAGUUUUCUGAUGCUCAUCAACCAGACUUGCUUGAAGCAGAAUCCCAGUUUGUCACUUCAGUUGUACGAAUCUCCGAUGAGUUACCUUUGCAUACCUUCCCCCCUGACCCAAAGUCCGACUUUCAAACACUUACAUAUGACUUAAGUGAUGAACCUGUCUCACCCAGAAGGGAUUCCACCCAAUCCACCACCUCUGAAGAGUUUUAUGAAUGCAGUGGCUCUCCUUUGCAUGAUCCUGUAGACCAGAACGUUCCUGACGCCCAGGAGACAAAGGACUCCACUGCUGACUCUGGUAUGUCAGACGCUACAUCUAACGUCUCUUCUCCUUCAUUCCUUAGCCAUGGUCUUUGUUUUGCGCCAUCAGACACUGAUGACCUGAGUAAAGGACAAACAAAUGAAAGAAAGGACACUAAUGAAGAAAUGGUUAUAGAAGAGAAGAUGUUUGACGUUAAAGAGAUUAAACACGAUGGUGAUGAGCCCGAAGGAACAAUCCAGUCUGAUGUAUCUGAAUUAACAGUCAAAGACCCUGAAUUCAAAGGUCCCAAAGAAACUCAUCUGCCAGGAAAAACUAUGUCUGAUAGUCUGAUUGAUGGAGAUGGGGCUGAAGGAGAACCGAUCAAACAGGAAUCAGCUCUUAAAAAGUUACCAACAGAUGAUCUAAAACUUGAGGUGAUCUCCUCAGAGGAAAGGAAACCAAAGAAAGCCUCCCCAGCGAGAGGGAAAGGAUUAAGAACCAGCAGCACAGAGAGAGCAGGGACUCAGCCAUCCACAGAGGCUGAUCGGCAGAAGUUUUGGCACCCUCCUCCUAAAGCUCAGAGACCUCAGCAGUUGGACAGAGGAUCUUCUCCGUCCUCCCGACAACGAAGGACACUACAACCCCUCACGGCCUCCCAGCUUUUAGGAGUUCAUUCAUCGAAAAGUUUGAACCAGACUGAAUUCAAGAUGCUGCCUAACAGUGCCCAGAUCACUGAUAAUACUCAAUUCCAUCGCAGAGCGCAAUCAAGAUCCCCCUCUCCAGGACCAGGGAGAGGUCCAGUUAGAUCAGUCAGUCCAAGGCUGAGCCAGCACAGCCUCUCCAUGCAACAGCCUCCAGCAGCUCAGACCAGGGGAAGAGUUGCCCAACCACAAAGCCACACCCCCUACCCCAAACCCAAGACCUCAUUCCUCCACACCUACUUGAAACUACAAAAGCAGGUUCCCUCUCAGUCAUCCAAACAUCCGGCUUCUCCUGCACAGAAAAAACUCGAGCAGGAAGAAAAAACGGGACCACCUGAUGUGGCUUUCAGUCAGCUUGACAGCCUGAAGGGCCUAAAGGAUAAAAUGAGCAAACUUUCAGCACAGAGCAAGAGGGGCAGCACCAUUUCCGCGGUAAAGACACGUGGAGGCUCAAGUACACACCCUGUCCUUCCGUCAGAGAACUGAUCACUCAUUUUAAUGGAUGAACAAACAACUCUAAAGCGUUUGUAAUUACAGCAAUAAUCUCUAAAUGACAUGUUUCCUAGUUUAUUUACAUUUUGUCAUCAGAGUCAACAAUUUUAAGCUUUCUUGUCACCUCAGUCUCAGCAUAUGUCUUUUCAUUUUCUAUUUUAGAGCGAAGGUCCAUUUAAAUUUUUUUUUUUUUUUUUACCACAAACCAAGUGGACCACAGAAUCCAUUUCAGAUAUUUUUCUGUUACACUGAUGUCACCAUAGGUUCUUAUAGGUUAGUUGCAAAUUCUAUUUUCCCUUUUGUGGGAUCAAUAAAGUUUUCUAUUUUAUUAUAAAUUAUGAAACGUUUAUUCUCUUGCCCUCUUAACCUGGAUUUACCACCGAUAACAUUUUCUAGUUCCAGGUUUAUGUAGCUGUAUGCUAAAUUAAGAGAUCAUGUUAAACAUUAAAUGACUAAGAAAAUUUUGGUUGCCAUUGUUUUUGGAUUUGUACCUUGAAAAAUAAAAAAAACUUCAAAACUCAA